GCAAAGUUGCAUCGCUCUACAUCUUCUCGCCCCCGCCACCUCUCUCUGCCUCUCGAGUGUCCUGCCGGCCCGCAGCCUCCUCCUGGAGCUGCGCCCUAGUGCCCCUGCUGGGCAGUGGCCUUCCCCCCCCAUCCUCCCGCGCCCAGCCCCUGCCGCGCGGGGCAGGCGAUGCUGAAGAUGCUCUCUUUUAAGCUGCUGCUGUUAGCCGUGGCUCUGGGCUUCUUUGAAGGAGAUGCUAAGUUUGGGGAAAGAAGCGAAGGGAGCGGAGCGAGGAGGAGAAGGUGCCUGAAUGGGAACCCUCCGAAGCGCCUGAAAAGGAGAGAUAGGCGGAUGAUGUCCCAGCUGGAGCUGCUGAGUGGGGGAGAGAUGCUGUGCGGUGGCUUCUACCCUCGGCUGUCCUGCUGCCUGCGGAGUGACAGCCCCGGGCUGGGGCGCCUGGAUAGCAAGAUGUUUUCUGUUACCAACAACACAGAAUGCGGGAAGUUACUGGAGGAAAUCAAAUGUGCACUUUGCUCUCCACAUUCUCAGAGCCUGUUCUACUCACCUGAGACAGAAUCCUUGGAAAGAGACCUGGCACUUCCCCUGUUCUGCAAAGACUAUUGCAAAGAAUUCUUUUAUACUUGCCGAGGCCAUGUUCCAGGUUUCCUUCAAACUACUGCUGAUGAGUUUUGCUUUUACUAUGCAAGAAAAGAUGGUGGCUUGUGCUUUCCAGAUUUUCCAAGAAAACAAAUCAGAGGACCAGCAUCUAACUACUUGGACCAGAUGGAAGAAUACGACAAAGUGGAAGAGAUCAGCAGAAAGCACAAACACAACUGCUUCUGUAUUCAGGAGGUUGUGAGUGGGCUGCGCCAGCCCAUCAGCGCCCUGCAUAGUGGGGAUGGCUCACACCGUCUCUUCAUUCUGGAAAAAGAAGGUUACGUGAAGAUACUUACACCUGAAGGAGAAAUUUUCAAGGAGCCUUAUUUGGACAUUCACAAACUUGUUCAAAGUGGAAUAAAGGGAGGAGAUGAAAGAGGACUGCUAAGCCUUGCAUUCCAUCCCAAUUACAAGAAAAAUGGAAAGCUCUAUGUGUCUUAUACCACCAACCAAGAACGGUGGGCUAUGGGGCCUCAUGACCAUAUUCUCAGAGUUGUGGAAUACACAGUAUCCAGAAAAAAUCCCCAUCAAGUUGAUUUGAGAACAGCCAGAGUAUUUCUUGAAGUUGCAGAGCUCCACAGAAAGCAUCUGGGAGGACAGCUGCUCUUCGGUCCUGACAGCUUUCUGUACAUCAUCCUUGGCGAUGGGAUGAUCACUCUGGAUGAUAUGGAAGAAAUGGAUGGGUUAAGCGACUUCACAGGUUCCGUGCUCCGUCUGGACGUGGAUACUGCCAUGUGCCACGUGCCUUAUUCCAUACCCAGGAGCAACCCGCACUUCAACAGCACCAACCAGCCCCCGGAAGUGUUUGCCCACGGCCUCCACGAUCCAGGCAGAUGUGCUGUGGAUCGACACCCCACUGACAUAAACAUCAAUUUAACAAUACUUUGCUCAGACUCCAAUGGAAAGAACAGAUCAUCAGCCAGAAUCCUACAGAUAAUUAAGGGGAGAGAUUAUGAAAGUGAGCCAUCACUUUUAGAAUUCAAGCCAUUCAGUAAUGGUCCUUUGGUUGGUGGAUUUGUGUACCGAGGCUGCCAGUCGGAAAGACUCUAUGGAAGCUACGUGUUUGGAGAUCGUAAUGGGAAUUUCUUAACCCUCCAGCAAAGUCCUGUGACCAAGCAAUGGCAAGAAAAACCACUCUGUCUUGGCAACGGUGCUUCCUGUAGAGGUUACUUUUCAGGUCACAUUUUGGGAUUUGGAGAAGACGAAUUAGGUGAAGUUUACAUUCUAUCAAGUAGUAAAAGUAUGACCCAGACUCACAAUGGAAAACUCUACAAAAUUGUAGAUCCCAAAAGACCUCUGAUGCCUGAGGAAUGCAGGGCCACGGUCCAGCCUGCCCAGACCCUGACCUCUGAGUGCUCCCGGCUCUGUCGGAACGGCUACUGCGCGCCCACAGGAAAGUGCUGCUGCAGUCCAGGAUGGGAAGGGGACUGGUGCAGAGUCGCGAAAUGUGAGCCAGCGUGUCGCCACGGCGGUGUCUGUGUUAGACCCAACAAGUGCCUCUGUAAAAAAGGAUAUCUUGGUCCUCAGUGUGAACAAGUGGACAGAAACCUCCGCAGAGUGACCAGGGCAGACAUCACCUAGAUGAAACACCUUUACCCUGUCCUGUAAAAUACUAAAGUUACAUUUUUCACCAACUUAAUUGGAAAGAAGGGGAGUGAGAAAGCAAACAGUCUUUAAUGUGCUGAGGAUCUAAUCUAGCAAUGUAUCCUUGUGCCAACAUGUAAUCAUUACCGACGGAUGAAAAAGCAAGAAAACAGCCACUCCUUAUAAAAUUCCAGCAUUAAACAUUUGUAAAGUGUUUUUCACCAUAGCAAGACUGUCAGAGUAUAUGUGAUGAGAAUGUUGCAGGUUUCACACUGAAUCGCCUCACUGGAAGAGUUCACUCGUUUUUAACAAAUCUUGCCUGUGUAAGCUGUCACUUGUACAAAUUUUUAAUAUGAUCAUUCUUGCCAAAUAUGACUUUUAAUGUAUACGUUCCUUCGGAACUCAGUGAAAAUCCUCUCUGGUUCAUUUAUGAAUAAAUUUCCUGCAAAUGUUCUGUUCGGGUUUUUCAAGAACUGCCACGUUCUAACUUAAACUGCAAAAAGUCUGGUACACGUUUUUCUUCACGGUUUUUGAGGCCAUCCUGCCACGUUUGGAUUAUAACAAAAUUAUCAGACCUCUUUGCCCCACUGAAAAAACAUCGACUCAUCACAUGUGGGCACCUACUAUAGGUUGCCCUUCUCUAAACGUGUGUUCCUCCAGAAUCUAAAUUGUAGAGUAGGACAGAUUAUACAGCACAGACUGACUUCCCAAACCUGCUUCUUACCAUUACGAAAAGGAGCCUUAAUUUCAAAAAUAAACAAAAUCUUGUAACUAAUAUUUGUCUAUUGUUUUAAAGCGAGAGAUUUGCAAAUAAAGCACAGUGAGAAAUCACAACAUAGAAAGGUUGGUUAAGUACUCUGCUCUUGUCUUCCAUAUAUGAUUACUUAAGUUUCAAGUGACCUCAUACCCAGUGGAAAUGGGUUGACAAAUCUUGGUGCAGUGCUUAGUGAACAAUAGCCUGCAUUAAAAAGUGCAUGCAUAAUUUUGCACAAUUUAGAUUUCAAUUGACAGUCUAUUCAAAGAAGUCUCAGGAUUAAAUGAGCAUGGAGACCAAAUUGCCCUCUUACCCCAGAAAAGGGGUGGUCCCUUCUAGUCACACGAACACUUCAUUGGCCCAACAGUGUGACAAAUCUUGCAGUGAACCCUGUACUAGCCCACAUCUGUAGGUUAAUAGCAGUCUUUUGUCCUCUUUGCUUUCUCUUCAUAGCCCUUUUACUGAAUUCCAUCACAGAAAGUUUUACAAUUAAAAAAAAAAAUGUCCUGACAACCAUUUUUGUAAAUGGACCUUAACCAUCUCAUCGUCUCUUAUUCAACGUGGGUGACAUUCACAAAAUGUGAACUUCUUGUGAGGGAGCCAGCUGUCUAAAUCUGUCAAAUUGUGCAGUUUUAUUACACAUUCUCCUGUACAUAGUUUCACUGAAAACAGUAAGGAUACUGCUAUAUAUUCAGCCAAAUCUGAAAACGCCCAGCAUUUCUUCUUACAUCUUUUAAUCUUUCCAUCUUUCUUUCCAAAAGGAAUGGUGUUCUAUUGCCAUUUGUUCUCCUAUUUAAAAACAUCUAGAUUAAAUUGAUCAGACCUAGCUUUUUUUAUACAGCCCUUUCACAAGUGAAAGAGUUUCAGAUGACUUAGAAAAACAUAUGUACCCCAGGUAUCAUUGCCUUUUCUAUUGUGAGUCAUUAGAAUAACAGAUCAAAAUCUUUUAAAAAGAAAAUCUCAAGAUCCAGGGAUAUUAAACCCCAGCAAAGACAGUCAUUUCUCUCUGUUCUUAGGAGAGAAGUAAAUAGCAAUGGCUAAUUAAUAGCUACCUUUUUAAAACUCAGGGGUCAUUUCAAAAAAUCUUUUGACCUUUCCUUUCAAGUAGAUUUUUAAAAUAUGUGACUGGAGAAUGAUCUUAAAUAAUUCAUGAUGAGAGGCAAGUGCGAAUUGGUUAAAACGUAUGAGCUAGGGAAAAAUGAUUGUUUCAUCACACGAAUGGUAACAUCUACUCGGUUCCAAAAGCACAUAAUCAAAAUGGAAGAAAAUGUCCUUGGUAUGGAUACAAAUGUGUGAGAUAAAGAUAAAUAAAGAAAUAGAAAAAUGUAGAUUAUUAUCCCUUUUUCCAUUCUAGAACUUAAGCUUUGGGUAUCAAUUUAAUGUGAAAUGCUGUUACGGUAGUUAUAAAGAGUUGGGAAAACCUUUCCGCCACUGCCUCUGCCAAACUCUUGUUCUGGUGAAUAGAACUUCGUUUUCUUGCUAGUUAUUUAAGGUAAUGAGAAGAUAACUGAAUUGGCACAUCAUUAAAGUGGAAAGAAGGGAAGAUUUAAGAAACUUGAGUGAUGAUAAAAAGUGCUUCCAUUCAUACCUUUCUUCUUGGAAUUUCCUUUCAAUGUGGCUAUUGUAAAAUAUAUCUUUUAUUUUAUCACAAAGAACACUCAGAAGUUCUCUCAGGUUAACAGACUAUCUCAUAAAGAAAGAGCCAAGAAACCUACCUACACAUGCAACCUAUACAUACAACCUAAAUAGAAAACCAUUCUCUUUUUCAUUUACAUACUUCAGAGCAGUCACUUCUUCUCUAUUUAUUUCUUUGAAAAUAAUUACAUGAUAAUGUACUAAUAAUUUUUAACAUUUUUUUGAUGUUGUUUAUAUCUCCAAAUCAUAAACUAUACAAGAAGCCUACUAGGUUUAGGACUUAAGGUUAGAUGCUACAUCUAGGGACUUUUAAAGAACACAUUAAUUUAAACUUUUAUUAGUCUAACGUUUUUAGCUUGGAAACAUAAAAGAGAAACCAAACCUAAAUUUUUAAGAGGAAACGAAGGUAUAUCAUAGGCAUUUGUAGUUGGCUGAUCAAUAAAUUAGAGUUUCUGGGUGUCUCUAUAGAACGUUAUCUGAGAUAUCUAUCUUUCUUUUUCUCUGUUUCUCUGUCUUUUUGCCUCCCCACCCCCACGUAUCCCUCUUCCUCUUAACUUCUCUCUUCUCUAUUUCUAUUGGUUCUGACUAAACAGACAUGUCUUCACUACAUCCAUAAUAAAGAUACCCUGGGGCAGGUUGCUAUUGAUUUUGCUGGUUAUGAUCUUUUCUUUAUUUUCCUGAAAACACCUUCUCCUAGUACCACAUUUGCUCAGAUGCUAUAUCGUAAAGAACAGUAGACAAAUAUGAACAUAAUAGACUGACCUAUUACAAUCGUUGAAAGAAGUAACAAAAGGCGUAAAUGACUCCCAGCCUGGAUGUCCCAGCUCAGCUGGGGUUCCAUCUUGGAUGCUGAAAAGAAUAUCCUCAGUCAAGAGCACAAGUUAACAGUAGGGAAAGUUAGUAGCUAUUUCCUAUUCAAGCAACCUCGGUGGAGUCUAUUUUAAAUAAGAUUAUCUGAAAUUGAUGAGGAAAAAAUAAGUAGUUCCUCAAUGGAGACUUCAGAGUCUUCUUUCCCCACCCUUGAGACUUGAACUUGCAGAGAACUCAGACCAAAGUUCCAUGCCCAGAAAAUGUACCUAUUUCUUUAUUACCCACAGGAAGUUAGUGGGCCUGUUACUGUGAUUACUGGCAAUACGUUUAGAAAGUUCUUCAUUAGAAUAUCCUAAAGAAAUAGAUGUUUGCUCUCUUACUUUCUUUCUCGUCAUCACAUCAACACAAAUCAGUCAUACCUCUAAUAAUUAAUAUGAUGACAAGGUGGGAAACCUAAGAAUAGAAGCAUUUCGAUAUUAAAAAUAUUAAAAACAAAACCGGAAAACCUGCCAAACACUAAUCCUAGCCAACUUCAACACUUCGUUCUCUUAAAUAGCUACUCAUAUAUAAGUUUUGAAAAUUGUCUUAAAAUAACUAUUUCAGGGAGCAUGAUGUACUCAUGAGAGUGUAAGAAGGUGUUGUGUUGUUUUCUUCUCAAUCAUAGUUGUUUCCCUAGUGGCUAUAAAGAGAUUUACUCACUUAUCAGAUUAUCUCUUUUCUUCAAUUCUUCACUAAGUGAGAGCCCAAGAUACACCCAUCAUUUACCUUGCUUUCUUUUGUAUAGGUCAUCUAUAAGUUGGUUGAAAAAAAAAUAAAAAAUAAAUAAUGAUCCCUUGUAUUAACAUAAAGCCUUAGGCCUAAAUCUUAUCACUGAUUUUUUAAGCCAGCAUACACAGAGACAUACCAAAAAAAAAAAAAGCUACCAACUCAACAUGAAUUCUAAAGUUACAUCUCAUGUAUAUCACAAAGACAGACCUCACAUUUCAGUCAGGAUUUUUUUUUUGCAUAUGUAGAUUAUGUAUUACUUAAAAUACAUGUAUACAUAUGCAAGCAAAUUAACAAACAUGUCUGGUGAGUUAUGUCAAUUGACUAUAAUCUUUUAAGUUAAAAAAAAACAUUUUUAGCACAUAGGAUAGAAAAAAUGGAACAUUAACAGUGAUGGGAAAUUCAUAAUGGCUAAAUAGAAAAUACGCUUCGUCUUCACAGUUAGAAACUAAUUGCUGUAUGUUUCCCUUUGCACUAAAAAAUAACUAGCCAAAAGUUUCCAUUCACAUGAACACCGUGUGAUCAGAUUUGCUAGUCUGUGCCCCAAAUGUACGUUGGAUAUUUCUUUACUUCAUAUUCUUAAAAUCAGAAGCAUGAUUUUCAUAGAAUAAAUUAGGAGUUCAUGUACUGUAGAACCUAAUACUAUUAACACAUUAAUACAUUCUGUUCAUAAUACUAUUAUGGAGAAAUCAAAUUGACAACCUUAUAAGAUAUCAGGUAUUUCCCACAUCUCAUUAUAUUCAUAGGACAUUUUUGGACGUGCAUCUCACCAAGAACCAUGUGGUAACAAGAUAAAUGAUACUGAGGCACUAUGGAAUUUUUGGUGCUUAAUUCGCUAGGACAUGCUAAAGAAGACUAUUUAAAAGAAACCCGUCUAAUUAAAAUGAAAAAAUUAUCAAAUCAUUAUAAUUAAUAAGCAGAAAACAAAUCAGUACAGAAACCCCUGUGUCUUUCCUGGCUUUAUCUGUGAUUAAUUUUGUCCAGUUUUAAAGUAUGGUUAACUUUUUCAUUCUUCUAACACGUUUUGCUUUUCCUAGUUGUUCAUUUUCCUUUAGAUUGUUGACAGUUUGGGCAAUUUGUCCAUAACCUUAUUCACAGAGGAUACCUUGCUUGGAUUUCUAUCAAUAAGAGGCACAAGUAAUUAAAGCAGGUACACGUUUAAGGGAGCAGAGUUAAUAUAUGUACUAGUUGGAAUUUCUGUAAAUGUUCUUCUGAAAAGUAACAUGCAAAGUCACUGGCUCAGAUAAUCCUUCUAAAUUUGAAUUAAUCUGACCUACUUAACCAAGUUAUUAUAAUAUUCAGUACUCUUUGCUUGAUCUAUUAUUCAGCCAUCCAUCCAUUCAAUAAUUCAACAAAGAUUUAUUGAAGUGCCCAGAACGGUUAUGUACUAUGGAAAAGGCAAGGAUGUUUAUAAUGGGGGAUCGUGAGCCCCAUGGGUAUGAUGAACACAUUUGAAGCAAAAGAUAAUAAUCACACCCAUCCAGCUCCAAUUCAGUUUAACAUCAAAAUCCAGCAAUAACAGUACAGAUGGCCUAAAGUACAUCUGUGUGUAUCUGUAUGUGUGCACACACCCAUGUAUAUAUAUUUAUCUAUCUGUACAAACACUACAUAUGUAUACACACUAUCUAUGUAAUAUAUAAUAUAUGUAUAAUGCAUAUAAAUUCUAACAAGUGUAUUUGUG
This is a messenger RNA of Physeter macrocephalus (sperm whale), 7865 nucleotides long. It is a transcript of the gene HHIP, whose product is annotated as hedgehog interacting protein. The coding region runs from base 169 to 2217 and encodes 682 amino acids. The record is from RefSeq and is a predicted model, not a curated record. Lineage: Eukaryota; Metazoa; Chordata; Mammalia; Artiodactyla; Physeteridae. The transcript has 14 exons.